AUGGUCAAACGCGUGCGAAUACCUACGCUUGAACGGCUGGACACCUCGCGGUUCAAACUGGCCUCGUUCAGAAACAUCCUCCUCAGUCCAGCAGUCCUGAUACUGGUCGCGACCUACUUCAGCUACCAAGGCGCCCUAUGGUACUUUCGAAAUCAUAUCUUCUGGCGAGAGCCCCACGGAGAGUUCUUCAACGACGAACACGUCUACGACUUGGGCUACAGCCGUGAACGACAGCGUGACGCCGCAGACUUUCUUGCUCAGGCUGCCAAUGACUCCGCUUCGUCUCCGACCCACGCCUACGGACCUCUGCUCUGUGCGGGCAUCGCGACAGUCAAAAGACGAACGGACUACCUCAAUGGGACAAUCGGAACCAUGUUCGCAACCCUCACGCCAGAGGAGAGAGGUGCGAUGGAAGUGCGCUUGACCUUCGUAAGCGCGCAUCCGGAGGACCACCCCGACUGGGACCAGGGGUGGCUGAACUUGGUAGACUUCCACGGCGGCUACAACGUCACAGAAACUGAGAUGGAGCAGCUGCGGACAUGGGAGGCGGAUGACAAGUGGAUUCAGUGGAAGGGCGUGUGGGACUACACCUACCUGCUGCUUGACUGCUAUGAAAGGUCGAACGCACCGUAUAUCGCAGUCUUCGAGGACGACAUCAUCUUCGCCGAGGGGUGGAUGUCGAAGACGCUGAAAGCGCUGGCGGAGCUGCGAGAGAUGUCCAUCGAGUGGCUCUACCUGCGGCUGUUCUACACCGAGACUUUCCAUGUCUUCUGGAAGAAACGCGAUUUUUUCCACCACUAUCGCGGGGUCGCACACGGAACAGGAGCUGGCGCAACGGCCUUCAUGCUCCUGCUGCUGCGGGGGUGUUCGAGGACCGUACAACGACGCAUCUACAACGACGCAUCAACAACUGGACGCUGCUGGUCGUCGCUUGCAUUACCGGUGCCGAAGCACAGUCUCAAGGGCACUGGCCUAACGCGUAUGGACGCCGCAUGCUGCACGCAGGCCUUGGUGUUCCCUCGGUCGCAGGUUCUGGACGUGAUUGACUACCUGCUGGAGCGAGAGCGAGGACAGACAGAUCUGAUGAUUGAGAAGUACGCCGAUGAGUUGGGCAUUGCAAGGUUCGCCGUCGAGCCUCAGCAGGUGCAGCAUGUUGGUGUGAAGUCGUCCCGAGGGGGCAGUAAGAAGACGGUUUGGGCUCACUUGUUCGAGACGUACAAUGGAGAAGCGCUACGGGAAGAGCACGUUCGAAUGGCUAAGGGUGGAAGGACGUGGCGUCCUCAGGAUGAUGGACUGAGCGACGUUCUGUAA
Saxophila tyrrhenica is the source of this 1311-nucleotide messenger RNA. RefSeq lists its product as uncharacterized. Gene Ontology annotation, biological process: GPI anchor biosynthetic process. Gene Ontology annotation, molecular function: glycosyltransferase activity. Bases 1 to 1311 code for a protein of 436 amino acids. Lineage: Eukaryota; Fungi; Ascomycota; Dothideomycetes; Mycosphaerellales; Extremaceae. The transcript has 3 exons. Gene Ontology annotation, cellular component: Golgi membrane. The record is from RefSeq and is a predicted model, not a curated record.